This is a messenger RNA of Polychytrium aggregatum, 1280 nucleotides long. Its product is annotated as YbaK/aminoacyl-tRNA synthetase-associated domain-containing protein. Lineage: Eukaryota; Fungi; Chytridiomycota; Chytridiomycetes; Polychytriales. Gene Ontology annotation, molecular function: aminoacyl-tRNA deacylase activity. The record is from RefSeq and is a predicted model, not a curated record. The transcript has 9 exons. The coding region runs from base 1 to 1020 and encodes 339 amino acids.
AUGCUCUGCGGCUGCUUUUCCUUCUGGUGGGCUGGCGGGCUGGAUGCUGGAGCGAUGAGACGAGACGAGACGACGGCCAGCAGCGGGGAUGCGGUUGCGCCCCCGAUCGCUGGCUGCCGUCGCCAUGGCAAGGGUACAGGUCACGUGGAUCCAUGUGCCUCGGUGUAUUGGCAGCGUUUGCUUGAUGCAUCGCCAUCGCCCGCCAUGUUCGAACGGCUCGGAGCCCCAUGGUUCGAGCAGCCCAAGGGCCCCGUUGCUCGCACUGUAACGGCGUGCGCUGCACCAAAGCUCGAAUCUCCAGCCAAAGCCGCUGUGGAUCGCUCUGCCGAAUGGGCGUCGCUGAAUGACCAGAUAUCCGGCUUGAUCUCGCAAGUUUCGGAGCUCUAUGCCGAUCCUGCUCUCGAAGCUCGCUUCUGGAAUUGGUGGAGAAGAACGGCAGAGGCCGAGGAGCUGUGCUCGGAGGCACCCAGCGGCGUCAAGAAGGUUCUGGAGGGACUCAGGCGUCUGAAUCUCGAUCGACUUGGUCGCUUCUACUCAGUUGAAUCCGACUAUUACGACUGGCCUCUCCAGAAACGGGCACUCCGCUUGGCUGCUCCCAGCCAGGCGCAUCUCUGCAAAUCGAUUGUGUUUGAAAACACCCGGCACUUGCCAACCGGAGACUUGCUGGACCCGUCCAACUCCAAGUACUACUGUGUUAUUGUCCAGUAUGUCGAUAAACUCAACACCCAGAAGCUCAUGAACUUUGUGCGCGAUCUCAAGCAAAAGACAGUCAGCAAGAAGAACUACAAUCUCCGGGUGGCUCCGGAAGACAUUUCGCUUGAGCUUACCGGGUAUGAAAACAACGCCGUCAGUCCCUUUGGAAUGCAAGCCAAUCUGCCCAUCAUUGUCACCGAGAGCAUCCUAUCCCUGGAACCUGCUUUGAUGUAUUUGGGCGCUGGCCACAUCGACUGGAAAGUGGCCAUUCCCGUCCAGUCGUUCAUCCAAGCCACGUCGGCAUUGAUUGCAGACAUUUCAACCUGAUCGCCGGCCGUGUCUCUGAUGUGCUCAAGUUUACCAGAUGCUCAUCGUGGACUGCGGCCUGAACCAGGCAUGUGUUGUUGCACAUCACUCGCAAAUGUAGUAUCCUGUCUCCAAGACGAUUGUUUGUCCGACGCUGGUUCCUUCAAUACACUGUGCUUGCCGUUUCAAGAGCACCAUCCGCAUACCAUUUGUGCCCCUGACCAAUAUUCGUGAGCAACAGUCAACUAGCACGCCGUAGCCACACUUCUGCCUGUGCUGAU